AUGAAGAGGGCGGACACUGAGCGCGGAGCUGGGGAGGCAGGGGCCAAAGUAGCGGACCCCCCACCCCGCAGCGAAGGGGGGCGCUCAGGGAGUCUAUUCCUGGAGCAGGACCAAGUUUGGAACCACACCCUCCGUGACUAUAUUUGUGUGUCAGUCAGUCAGCGGGCAGGUGUACAAUCAACUGCAUCUCUGUCUGUCCGUCCGUUCAGGGUGGAUGCGUCAUAUGGAUGUGCACAUGGAUCUUAUAGCGUGGAGGCAGGUUAUAACGGCAUAGCUGUUAUUAGUUACUUGGAUAAUUACGAUACCGUUGGGCGUAUGGAGUGGAGAACGGCUCUCUUAAACCACCAUUUGAUCUGCAAGGGUAAGGACCCUCAUUAUCAGAAUCACGGAAGAAUCCAUAUAUUGCCGAUUGGAGUCCUGGAGAAAAGUUUUCUUGGACGCAGCGGUAUGAUUUGGACGCAGCACAAGGUACAAUGCAAAGGACCAUCAACAAUGACUCCCUUCAUACAAUAG
This is a messenger RNA of Nezara viridula (southern green stink bug), 513 nucleotides long. NCBI's taxonomy places the organism in Eukaryota, Metazoa, Arthropoda, Insecta, Hemiptera, Pentatomidae. The record is from the annotation of a GenBank genome assembly.